CCGACUGACCUCAAAACUGAAGGUGACGUAUUUCCGGUAGAGGUUCGCCAGGGGUCUGUAGCUUGCGCUUUUGCAAAAUACGAAAUGGCACAACGCAGCUGAACAGAUAUUGCUUUUAAAAUAAGGAUGAUGUGGGUUGUGAGAAGAUUUCUCUCGUCGGCGGUUUACAGGGGUCACUAUGCCGGGCAGUCCGGACCCCUGCUCCGACCUCGGUACGGCUCCCUUCCGGCGGACCUGGAGCUGCGCCACCUCCAGUGCACCUGUUGCUGGAAGAGCCGGGUUCCCGUGGCGGGUUUUGAGACCUUAAACGCCACUCUCACUUCUUCUUCUUCCUCGUCCCUGUCGCCUGAAUCCUGUAAGGACGACGGCAGGACUACGCUGGACGCCUGCUACACCUCCGAGCAGAGGGACACCAUCCUCCAGCUCUUCAACAACGCCACCUCGGCGGAGCUGGCCAGCGUCAAGCUGCUGAGAGGCCGCAAGUCGCUCAACAUCGUGGAGUACAGGACCAAACACGGACCGUUUAAAACUCUGGAGAGCGUGGUGAAUGUUCCGCUGCUGAAGCACAAGAGCGCCGUCAUAGUGUUCAACUCCAUCGUGAAUCCGGUGAAGAAGGAGAGGAAGGUUCGGAUACAGCUGGCCAAGUUCAUCAGACCGGAGGUGGACAGGUCUUGGUUGGAGGAUGCUACAUCCAUAGUAUCAAUAGUAUGUGGAACUAAUAAAAUCGCCUGGGCCCAUGUGGACCGGGGGAUGACCGUACUAGACUGGAAACAGGUGGAGUGUCCUAAUUUCUUGAAAGGGACGUACAUGGCUUCUUCUUACCUGAAUGAUGUGUCCACGGUCGUGUCCGUCUUGCCAUCAGCAGAUUUCUACCUGAUAGAGAAGCCCGCCCUCUCUGUGCAGAACACAGCUCUGUUUCCUGUCAUGGCCCACAUGAGGACUGUGGAGGCCAUGCUGUUUGCUCUGCUGGAGCCCAAAAUCUCCCCGCCAGAGCCCAAUAUUCCUCCCAGGGUUCUUAACAUGAUGAGGACCGCCGUGGGACGCCACUUCGACCUGAUUGUGGGGGAGUCUCGGACUAGCGGGGCUCAGGUAGUGCGCCGGCUGAUGACCGAGUCAGUAACGCAGAAGUUUCCCAGGAUAAACAUCCCCCAGGAACUGCUGGCCAAGUACAGGAACUACUUCCAGAUGGGCAGCAGGAGAGGAGGGGAGGAGCUGUGUGACGCUCUGCUGCAGGCUGUGGCUUUUUACGAGCUCCUCAGUGACUCUUCCUGUUAGCUGGAUAUGUUUGAUUCACCAUGAACAGACUUCACUGCAGACUCCUGAGGUGCAUCAUCGGUCCUUUAGCGCAUCCAUAGGGUGUUUAAAUGGGAUUAAUAUAAAAUUUGGUAUUUUGUAUUCGUCAUACAGCGAGUUAUUUUAUUUCUCCUCCUUUUGGAGGCGUGUAAAAUAUGUCAGGAUGGAUUUAAAGCGCACCUAAGGAAUAGUUUAACACAUCUAAAAAUACUUUUAUUUAUAUUUACUAUUUGCACUUUCAUGAAGAUAAAACAUGAUUAGUCAUCUCUAGGGCAAUAAAUCCAUCAGUCAGAGUUUAGGUCAAAUAAAUACGGUGAAACCUGUC
Messenger RNA from Poecilia latipinna (sailfin molly), 1618 nucleotides. RefSeq names its product transcription elongation factor, mitochondrial (gene tefm). The record is from RefSeq and is a predicted model, not a curated record. Gene Ontology annotation, molecular function: DNA polymerase processivity factor activity; nucleic acid binding. Lineage: Eukaryota; Metazoa; Chordata; Actinopteri; Cyprinodontiformes; Poeciliidae. Gene Ontology annotation, biological process: transcription elongation by mitochondrial RNA polymerase; mitochondrial transcription. The coding region runs from base 127 to 1275 and encodes 382 amino acids. The transcript has 5 exons. Gene Ontology annotation, cellular component: mitochondrial nucleoid.